Messenger RNA from Hyaloscypha bicolor E, 1085 nucleotides. RefSeq lists its product as uncharacterized. The transcript is spliced from 3 exons. Lineage: Eukaryota; Fungi; Ascomycota; Leotiomycetes; Helotiales; Hyaloscyphaceae. The coding region runs from base 1 to 762 and encodes 253 amino acids. The record is from RefSeq and is a predicted model, not a curated record.
AUGGGCGCUCAAGCCGCAAGCCCGCCUCUUCUCCAAAUAAUUAAUAGCCAAAUGGAGCAAGCCCUCCUGCACGAACUCAAGAACGCCCUGCGCGGUCAGCUCGAGGCUCGAGCUGAGGGAAAAGGGGCCAGUGUGGCAGCAGCCUGGGGGGACGAUGGCCGCGAGCAGGCCCGCAACGAGGAUGCAAUAAUUCGCGAUAAGAUGAGCAGGAUGUCUCGAACCAGCCAGGAUGAUCAGGGUUGGUUUCUCAAGCUUUGCUCCGAGUUGAAGGUGGACGUCACGCAGAGAAGGUGGUCUGGGUUAUCAACAGCCUCAUAUAGGGCUCCAGGGGCCCAGCAGGAGGGCCUGCCGAGGGCAGGAGGGCAGGAGGGCAGGAAGACAGGAACGUGUAGUGUGGUCCCCUCCCUUGGAGUCUUGGACACCCUCGGGCUUCCAGCUGGGGAAGUUCCAAGGUCUUGGUGGUCUCACACGACGGUUAAGGUUACUUCGUACAACGUCUGCUGUACGGAGUACUGUACAGAGACUACAGAUAGGACCACGGAUUUCCCGUCCAUCCACUCACCGCCUGCGCCGUCGACAUCGCUGCCCACCCUCGAUUCCUUGAGCCACACUCGCGGUGCUGUCGCGCUCGGCGGAGCAUCUCGUACCAGUAGGACAAGUAGUGGCGCCGACAACAUCAAAUCUCCAGGUCGGCGCCGCCGAGAUGCCUCAGUGCUGGCGCGCCGUCAUGCCUCAGUGCUUAUCCGCCACUCAGAACUCUAAAGCGCGACAAGCUCCAAACUCGACCAUCCUCAUCCGCUUACUUAAGCGCCAGCCAGGCCAGCCAGGCCAGCCAGACUCGCACGAACUCUUUUCUGGCUCCAGAAGCUCAAAGCCCGGAUUAAAGCCAGCAUAGCAUUACAGUACCAAGUAUUCAAGGACAGGACGGGGACCUUCCUAUCUUACUUUAUCUGCCCCUCAUUCCACCGCUUCCAGCUCGAACACCGAUGCCCACAGCUUCCCCUCACACCACAUGCAAUAUCAACGUCGCCUAUGAUUUCCUGCCCAGUUUUGCGCUCCCGGCCCUCGUCACCAAGGUUCUCCCC